Racocetra fulgida is the source of this 445-nucleotide messenger RNA. NCBI's taxonomy places the organism in Eukaryota, Fungi, Glomeromycota, Glomeromycetes, Diversisporales, Gigasporaceae. The record is from the annotation of a GenBank genome assembly.
UAUAUGAUUUAGAAAUAUCUCAUGCAUUACUCGAUACAGGUUCAGAUGGGUCACAUAUUUCUGGAAAUAUCACAAAUCAUUUUAUAAAAUAUUUUGGGCUAAAAUUAGAUAGAAAAAAGGUUUAUAGACUAACAGGAGCUGUAGGAAAAAAACAUUCUAUUGGGAGCUUUUCUGAUUUACCUGUUACUAUAGGUAUUAGAAAUAAUACCUUAACAAUUUCAGAUGAGUUUUCAGUUUUACCAACAAAAAAAGAUAAUAAUGGUAAUGAUAUAUCAUUAUUUAUUCUUGGUACUAGAUGCCAACAUCGAGCUGGCUGGGAAUCUAUAGUAAAGGGUGAGUUUAUAGCAUCAGCUAAUAGAAAAAGUAUUACUAUUCCACUUUCAGUUUAUAAUAAAGAUGAGGAGGCAAAGCUUCAAAUUUCUAAUUCACUCAAAAAAAAUAAUUA